Dendrobium catenatum is the source of this 3730-nucleotide messenger RNA. RefSeq lists its product as uncharacterized. Lineage: Eukaryota; Viridiplantae; Streptophyta; Magnoliopsida; Asparagales; Orchidaceae. The coding region runs from base 644 to 3730 and encodes 1028 amino acids. The transcript has 3 exons. The record is from RefSeq and is a predicted model, not a curated record.
CAUAGGCUACACUUUUUAUUCACUGGAUUUGCUCAUGUGAUAUGCACGAGUUUCCUUUUAGUAAUUAUUAGGGCCGUCGUGCGCCCGCGGACACCAUUCAAUUGAAUGCAAAUGCCUAUAAAAACAUUCUUGAAUAUUUAUCUGCUAUUUUUCAUUUGUAGAUUGAUUCUUUAUUUUCAAUGUCAGCAUUAAACUAUUAAGUUAUUUAUUUUCCUUUGAGUAGUAUUUCAGAGGAGAACUUAGCAUGUUCUUCAAGGAAUGUUGCCUUCAAAUUACUGGCGCUAUAUGAAGUUUUUGAGACCUUACAACUGAAAGGAAGUUUUAGAUCCAAAGAUAAGUCCAAGGGGGAGCAUGUGUUCGUACAUUCCAGAGCUAGAGAAAGGCAUACUGAAAUCAGAAAAGCAGCGAAGGCUCGUCACCUGAAAUCUUAAAACUAAGGUAUCCAGUUUUUUAAGUCACUUUCCAUGGAAUGCUGAUUCCUGUAAAGGAAGAUGAGUAUGAAAAAAAUGCACAAGUUGGCCAAUAUGGUUCUUUAAUCAAUCAAGUUUUCUAGCGAACUGGACUAUAUUGUAACAGUCAGGCUGGUAGCUUUGACAAAGCUCAUGCGACGAAGCUUUUGGGCGAGGAAUACUACCUUAAAUAUAUGCCCAAGUCUUCAAGUCAGGAACCUUCCUUUGUGGGUUCCAAUACACAUAAUGAUUGGAACACUAAAAGGACUGAUGAAUGGCCAUCAAAGCAUAAUCAAGCUGGAAGAGGUGCAAAGAGACAGUCCAGCUCCAGGAUGCCAAAAGUUGGUUGUAAUGACUAUAGCUCAAACUCUUCCUCGUCAAACAAGACUGUGUUUUGCGCCCGAAAAGAGGAUGACAAUACUAAAGGGGAGGCUGCCGGUUGGCCCAGAUGGGAAACAGUCAGUAAUCAGAAUUGUGAGAAAUACUCCAGGUCUAGUGAUCCUCAUGUGGAUGAUUCUGCCAUGGCAUGCAAAAAAGGUUGGAAUGAGUCUAAAUAUGACAAUGCAAAGAGGGUAACUGGCGAAGGCGAUGAUGGCAUUCAUCAUGAUGGUCUUGAUGGAUGGAGGCAGUCCAACCCCAACAUUCACAUGGUGGAAAAAGGCAGACCAGCGGAUGGCAAUGGAAAGCAAGAAACCAGCCAUCAAAACAGAAAAGGUCGCUUGAAUCAAUCUGAGGAAUGGACCAAAUCAGAAGAUGGCUCUCCUAGAGCAUGCAAAAAAGGUUGGAAUGAAUCUAGAGAUGGAAAACAAAAGAGGGAAGAUGGUGGUGAUGCCUUUGAUCAUGAUGGUUGUGAUGGAUGGAAGCAAUCCAGCUCUAACAUUCACAUAGUCGACGAAGGCAGUUUGAGCAAGUCUACUUCCUGGGAUCAAGUAAAUGAUGAAAAUUUGAAGCAAGAUAUUGAUGAAUGGGGUAGGUGGCCUGGAGCCAUUUCCAAGACAACUCGGCAUUACACCAGCCAUACGAACAGAAAAGGUUGCUGGAAUCAAUCCAAGGGAUGGACCAAAUCAGAAGAUGGCUCUACCAUGGCAUGUAGAAGUGGUUGGAAUGCAGCUGGAGAUGGAAAAGAAACGAGGGAAAUCACUGAUGGGUAUGAUGCUCGUGAUGGAUGGAGGCAAUCCAGCUCUAGCAUUCACAUGGCUGACAAAGGCAGUUUGAGCAACUCUGCGGCCUGGGACCGAGCAAAAGAUGAUAAUGAGAAGAAAGAGAACGGGGGAUGGACUAGAUGGCCAGGAGCAAUGUCUAAGACAAUCCAACAAUUUCCCAGGCAAUCCUGGGGAUGGACCUCAUCAGAUGAUGGGAAAUCGCAUAAGAAAACUGAUGGCUGGAAUCAAGAUCUUGUUCAAAAUGGUGAUCCAUGGAUACAUCGCGGCUCUAUGAUGGCGCGAAAAUGUGAUUGGAACAAAUCGGUAACUGGAUCAAUGGGUGAUAGUCUUGACAUAGAACAGAAGAAAUGGGAUCCUGGUUUAGAUCAAACUGGUGGUGAUCCAUGGAAGCAGAUCAGUCCCACUGUACCACCUAAAACAUGUAGGAAAAAAUUUAUUAGUGCAACUGUUGCUGGAGGUGAAAAUUCCAUUAUAAGGAAAAGCAAAUGGAGUGGUGCUCCUGAUUUUAGUAAUCCCGAUGCAUUGAAGCAGCACAGAUCCAGAUGGUGUGCAGCUAUGGCUGAAACAAGUGAGCAAUGUACCAGCAGUCAAAAUGUAAAAGGCUGCUGGAACCAAUCCUGGGGAAGAAUUGCAUCAGAGUUUGGUGAUUCCCUGAUGGAGAAUAAUAGCAGGAUUACAGAUCCAGAUCAAAGUGAUGAUCCAAAAUGUGAUUGGAACAAAUCUGCAAGUUGGACCGAAUCAAGGGUUGAUCGUUUUGACACAAAACACAAGAGAUGGGGUCCAGUUUUUGAUCAAACUUGUCGUGAUCCAUGGGAACAACAUAGCCCCCCUGAAUUACCAAGCUUUUGUCGGAGGAAAUCAGGAAGUUUGACUUUGGAUGAAGGUAAAAAUUCCUUUAGAAAGAGUAACAAAUUCAGUGCAACUACUGAUUUUGGUGAUCGUGAAACACUGAAGCAGUUACCAAAAAUUGGUGGCGAAAGUCUACUAUUCAGGGGAAGAAGCAGAGCUCCUUACCAUGCCUGGGAACAUGAAAAUUAUCAAUCAAAUGAUACCUAUAAAAAAGGAGCAGAAGGUGUUUCUGCAUAUUUUGGAGACUCUUCGUCAGGGAGAAGCCAAGGGAGUAGUCAAGUCAGAAACCAGAUUCGCGUUGCUGUUCUAAAACAUCCAGAGAGAGGUACAGACGAAUUUUUGGGCAGGAAGAAAGCUCGAUGCUUAGGACAUGACAGUAAGGCAAGUUUUGAAGGUCCAUCGAAACAAAGAGAUCAUGUUCAUGAUACAGAGUCUUGGAGACAGGGGAGUCCCAAUGAUGGAACAGAGAAAAAUAAACUGUUUCUUAGGCAGAGAUGCAGCGAUCAGGAUCCUUUAAAAGAUCGAGGUUUCCCUGCGAAAGAAGAAUCCAAGGAGAUCUGCUGUGACAGAAGAGAUUCUGAUCCAUGUUUUCAUUCUUUACAGCCAUUUUCUAGCACUGUUUGUGUGAGCUCUUCUGAUCCUGCUUUCAUUCAGGCUAACGUAGACCCUUCAUCCCUAAACCUCUGCAGUGGGUUUUCACCAGCAAUCAUCGGACAAAAAUCUUCUCCAACUCCUGAAGAACUUAAAACAAGUUCAAAGAAACUUGAACCAGUACCAAUAACUCUUGCACCAAGUGAGAAAAUCCUGAACUCCAAUACUCAUUCUAUAAAAGAGGAGGCAAAGCAGAUCGACGGAUUUGGCAAUCUUUCUAGAAGUUCUGUUCAAACAAUGAAUCUUCCUGAACCUGUGGAUGUUCAAGGUAAUGGGGGUAAUAACAGUAGCAAAUAUGAGAAAGAGGAGGUCGGAGCUAAUGGGGAGGUCAAGGCUGCCAUGGAUGAUAAAGGAAUUAGAAUGUUCAAGAUUGCACUAGCAGAGUUUGUGAAGGAGGUAAUUAAGCCCGUUUGGAAAGAAGGUCGUUUGAGCAAAGCAGCUCACAAUACUGUGGUGAAGAAAGUGGUAGACAAAGUUGUUGGCGUUCAGGGCACUAAUAUUCCUGAGACUCAAGAAAGGAUUGAUAUAUUUUUGUCUUGUGCUAAGGGAAAGCUUCACAAACUUGUGCAGGUGAAUGUAGUAGCUGUUCUUAUUUCUGUUAGAUUUAGGAUUAUCUAG